Pristis pectinata (smalltooth sawfish) is the source of this 4668-nucleotide messenger RNA. It is a transcript of the gene podxl2, whose product is annotated as podocalyxin-like 2. NCBI's taxonomy places the organism in Eukaryota, Metazoa, Chordata, Chondrichthyes, Rhinopristiformes, Pristidae. The transcript is spliced from 7 exons. The record is from RefSeq and is a predicted model, not a curated record. The coding region runs from base 18 to 1547 and encodes 509 amino acids.
UAUGCCUUUAUCUCGCAAUGACUGAGGAGGCACAGACGCACACAUUCACGGCCGCCUCGGGGAAGGAUCUCACCACUGUGUCUUAUUUGGACUUCACAUCAACAGAAGUGGAAACAGAUGCCUUAGGGAAAAUUGUGGAUCAGUCGGAGGCGGAACCGUCGACAGUGGCUGGAAGUUCUCAGGAAGAAUCAAACAACUCCCAGUCAUUGUCACCUGGGAAUUUGGGGGCUCAAGAGGAUGCAGGAACCUCAUCAGACAGCAAGACUGCUGCUUCCCUGGUUCCAGGAGCUGUGACUGGUGAAUCUAAUGCAAUGGAUCCAGUUGCUUCCACGGCAGAGCCUUGGCUUUCCCUGGCCAACACUUCCACACCGUCAGGCUCCGCGGUAGUGCCGGGGGUGCCGGCCACCUCGCCAACCAGCAGGUCAUUGACAGGACCAGGCUCUACAUCAGUCAAGCCCUCUGUCACGAUGGACCACCCCACCAGCAGGGCAGCAGAGGAAUCUGCUCUGGGGGGUCAGAGGGACCCUUCUGCCACACGCGCUGGUACGGCAGAAGUGCCUGCUGUUGCCUCGGGCUUCCCGGCCACCGUCCCUGAACCUGUCUCUUCCUCGGUCGCGCCUCCACUCUUCCCAGCCACAGUGGGGGUCGGUGGAUCUGCUGGGACAUUCACCACUGCCGAUGGUUCCGUCUCGCCUCAAGGCCCACCCGUUGGUACCAGGAGGGGGGUGGGUUCCAUCACCCCGGAUCCGGACUACAGGACCACUGUGGAAGCGGAAUCCAAGGCGGAGGAGCCCGCACUCGAUCCCGAAGAGGUCCACGAGUCCAAAGCCACCACUGGCAGAGGAGAACCUCAGAAGAUCAUGCAGGUUGUCUGCAGGGACUGGAGCAAGCUGGCUGGCAAGAGUUAUGUGAUCUUGAACAUGACUGAAAACAGUGAAUGUGAAGUAUUUCGAUCCCACAGAGGACUGGAGCUCCUGAAGAUAGUAGCAGAGUCUUUCUCCAGGAAGCUGAGUACUCCUGCCAACUCUUGGCUGGUCUCACUGAGCAAACCCAGUGAACAUGACAAACAUCUCCUGAUGAUGCUGGCCAGCGAUCGAGGGACAAUACCAGCAAAGGAAGUUAUCGCAAUGUUGGGAGAUGUCAAAGAGAACUUGAAAGAGAUUGGUAUCCAUAACAUCACCUCGUCCACAGGAUGCCAAGGAAGACCCAGCCAGCCCCGCGGAGAUUACGGGAAGCUCUUCAUUGUGCUGGUUAUCAUUGGCUCGAUCUGCGCAGUGAUCAUUGUCUCGGGCUUUGUCUACAUCUGCUGGCAACGGCGGCUCCCAAAGUUAACGCACAUGUCCCAUGGCGAGGAACUCCAUUUUGUUGAGAACGGUUGCCACGACAACCCGACCCUGGACAUAACGAUAGACAGCACAGUGGAGAUGCAGGAGAAGAAGCCCAGCGUGAAUGGCGAUGCGAUGGAACGUUCCGGAGGCUGGAAUGCCCUGGUGAACAAAGGGUCGAGGGACGAAGGGGACAGUUUUGAGGAGGACACCCACCUCUAAGAGCCUUCACCACUUUAAGGGUAGAGGCUAUCACUGUUGAUGAACCCAUGCACUUUGCACAAGAGGCUCUGCUGCUUCGUAAGGAAUGCUGCAUUCAAAAUCUACAAUAUCCCUUUUCUUUUGUGCUGUGGCAUCUUCAAGACUUCAAACGUCAGAACUAAAAGUGGGCAGCUGACAUUGUUUAGUCCGUAUCUUGAAUAGAACGAUCGGCAAAUAAAAGUUUGGGGGUUUGCUGUGUAUUAUAUGGGGAAGAGCAGGAACCACAGAGCAAUUAUCAACGUGAUCCUUCUGUGGCCCAAAAAUAUUUUGAUUCAUCGCAGGACUUGGUGUAACAUUUUGGGUAUUUUCGACAUUUCUGAAUUCAGGCUGCAAAAUUACUUGAAACCAGUUCUAUGUCUAUACAAAGUCUGUACAUGGUAAAAUUGAGUGUGUAGGGGGUGAGUAAGGAUCUUCCUGUAUAGGGCCUGGAAUCUCAGCACCUAUUGCUCAUCCCUUGUCAUUGACCUGAAACAGAAACUCUUGUUUCUCUCUCCCUGGAUGCUGGCUGACUGGUUGUGCAUUUCCAUAUUUUAUUGUUUAGAAUCAACCAUGUAGCUUCAGGUAAAGACGGCAGAUCUCCUUCCAUGAAAGAUGCCCCUGAAUCAGAUGGGAUUUUACAACAGUGUGGUAGUUCAGUGACCACCUUUAAUGAUGCUUUGCCUUUAAAACAAAAUGUCACAUUUGUUUGUGUAGCUGUGGUGGGAUUUGAACUUCUGUCCCUCAGUCAAUAGCUCAGCAACAUAACCACUGUGCUAACCUAAAGCUGAGGUUACAACAUGUUGGCCUGGAUUCCAUCAAGGUGAAUUGACUUGGGAGCCUUGAGCCAUUGUCGACCACUAUUCAAGUGGGUUCAUUCCAAGUUCAAGUUUAUGGUCAGAGGUGUGCAUACACAGGGUAUAAAUGCCAGGAAAAUUAGCUUUUCGCAGCUGCAGCACAGUACGUUACAAGAUGAGGACAAAUCUGUUAACAUAAAUUAUACAUGCAUGUGUGGAAAAUAAACAUAACGACACUAAUGCAAGUUGAGAGGGAGAGAGAGCGAAAUAUAUAGUCCGAGGUUAAUGUUUUUCAGGUGGGUUCAAGAACCUGACGACAGUGGGGAAGAAGCUGUUGUUGAACCUUGAGGUGUGGGUCUUCAGGCUCCUGUCCCCCUGCCUGAUGGCAGCAUUGGGAAGAGGGCACGGCCCGGAUGGUGGGGGUCCCUGAUGAUUUGUGUUCCAACUUGUUCUGACUUGUGCUUUGGGUGACCGGUGUUGACAGUGGGCCUAUGUAACGGGCUGUCACCCUACUCUCAAUGUCUCACCAUCGUGAUCACAACAAACUCCUGAAAGGAACCUGUGUAGCCGAGUGGGGCAAUGAUGUUGAUGAUGAAACGCACUCUUUAGUGAGUGGGGUUCAAGGUCACUUCUUGUCUUUUAGCAGAAGUAGUAUAACUGAGAGAUGGAAAGUAAUGCGAAAGCAUAAAUAUGAGACCCAGAAAAGUGCACUGAAUUGGUUUAAAAAUCGCAGUGGAUCAUGGUUUAGGAUGGUCAUUGGUAAUUGGUUUAUUAUUGUCACAUGGACUGAGGUACAGUGAAAAACUGUUUUGCAUGCCAUCCAUACAGAUCAUUUCAUUACAACAGUGCAUUGAGGUAGUACAAGGGAAAACAAUAACAGAAUGCAGAAUAAAGUGUUAGAGUUACAGAGAAAGUGCAGUGCAGGCAGACAACAACGUGCAAGGCCAUGACGAGGUAGAUUGUGAGGUCAAGAGUCCAUCUUAUCAUACUAGGAGACCAUUCAAUAGUCUUACAGCAGCGGGAUAGAAGUUGUCCUUGAGCCCGGUGGUGCGUGCUUUCAGGCUUUUGUUUCUUCUGCCUGAUGGAAGGGGGGAGAAGAGAGUAUGUCCGGGGUGGGUGGGGUCUUGGAUUAUGUUGCUGGUAGUUUGGUUUUCAUUGUCUGGUGGGGUCUGUGCCUGGAUGUUGUGGCCUUGAACCUAAACGGAAAUAGAUGGAACAAUGUUGCAUGGUGGAACACACCAGUCGGACCAGGGUUUAUAUGGACCCAGCCAACCCUGAUCCUAAUCCCAGCCUGUCAGUCUUGGGAAGGUGCAGUGCGGAGGUCCGAUGUGCCCCACCAAUCAUUCCAAGCAUGUGGCUGAUGAAUGGGUUUAGACUACAAACACUCGAGUCCAGGCGGUAACCCUGUUAGGGAUAGGGGGAGAAAUGUAGCAGUUAAGAUAAACAGCACUUCAAGAAAAGCCCUUGAAAAUUCCCUGAUCAUAGUUAAUCAGUUGACUAGUGUACUACUCCUGGCUAAGUGGCUGUUUGGUUUAUGAAACUGUGCGUGCUUGCUGAACUCAGAACAACAAUUUGCAAUCUAAUAAUAAUUGCAUUGAGAGCGCAGGCUGGUAGCGACCACGUUACAUCAGUCAGUGGGAAGGGGGAAGAGUGUGAUGGGGUCCUACAGAAAACACCCUAUUUUACAGGAAACAAAAGAAAAUCAAGUCACUCAGCAAACAGAAUCUUUAAACUGCAGGGGAAAACAUAAACUACAGCAACUUCUCCCAGUAAAAGCAGGGUAAUUCCCCAGAAAAGUUCAGCAAAUUCUCGUCAUGUGUAAUCAAUCUCAGUCAUUUACAGCAGUGUGGUCACCUGGAGCAGUAUGUGAGUGGCUCCUUGGUCAGCCAUCAACCAUUCAUUCUGACUGUUUUCUAGCAACUCUGUUGAUAGAUUUCCCUCCCCCCUCAUCCCUGUUUAAUUCAUGUUUAUGGAUCCUUCUAAACUUGCUUAAUGGGAAGUGAAUGACUGCAGUCAGUGCGAGCUUCCAGACGAUGUUGGGAUUUGGCUACUUCCUAAGUAGAGCAUUAAUGUUCAAACAGACUUGGUCAAAGCCCUGUGGGACUUGUUUCCCUUGUGUUGUGUCUGUUGUAGAUCAUUUAGAGAAAGAUUGACCACUGUGUUAGUCAAUAACUCCACUGUCAUUGUAUCUCGUCAUCAGCAGGAUUGUAGAAGAUGAACUGGACAAGCCUUGUCCUCCUUACUCUAGUUAUUGCUAUGUUCCUGUUGGAGCUGAUCACUUUAAUUGAAAUAAAGUUGGUGCCAACUUG